UCUUAUCUCAAGUCCCAACCCCUCCUAUAAAAUCCCCCUUCUCUCUCUCUAUUUCUCUCUCCCAUCCCCGUUCUCCUCUACCACCUCGUUCGCCCCCCUCGUCUCCUCCGUCGCUGGAGCCGCCGCAGCGGAGAUGAGCUACUACAACCAGCAACAGCCCCCCGUCGGCGUGCCGCCGCCCCAAGGUUAUCCUCCGGAGGGAUACGGGAAGGACGCGUACCCGCCGCCGGGGUACCCGCCGCAAGGGUAUCCGCCGCAGGGGUACCCGGCGCCGGCGCCGGGGUACCCGCCGCCGCAGGGGUAUCCGCCUCCCUACGCCCAGCCUCCGCCGCAGCAGCAGAGUAGCGGACCCUCGUUCAUGGAGGGAUGCUUGGCCGCCCUUUGCUGCUGCUGCCUCUUGGAAGCGUGCUUUUGAGUCGGCGAUCGCAGCUCUCAUCAAACCCUGCGUGCAACCGAAGGAUGGUUGGCAUCAACCGCUAGCAAAGUAGAUGAUCACAUUCACUUCACUGCUUCCGAAAGAUUUUAUUUUUACCAUUUUACUUUCUCCUCUUCUCGUCGACUUGUGCUGUGAGAAUAAUCUGAAAUUGGGUAGAUGUUUAGGGACCGUAUCUCUUCUUCUAGUCUAGCUUUUUAAAAAGAAAUGGACAAGCUUGCUGCUAUUGGUGUGCAAAUAUUUCAUAUUUGAUGCUGUGUGAUAUCAUCCUCUGCGGUGGAUACAUAAACUUAUGUUUCUCUUCUUCUUUUUUAUUCUUAAUUUCUGUUUUGUUGGUGAAUGCUUAA
This is a messenger RNA of Ananas comosus (pineapple), 780 nucleotides long. Its product is annotated as cysteine-rich and transmembrane domain-containing protein A-like. Gene Ontology annotation, cellular component: plasma membrane. NCBI's taxonomy places the organism in Eukaryota, Viridiplantae, Streptophyta, Magnoliopsida, Poales, Bromeliaceae. The coding region runs from base 134 to 415 and encodes 93 amino acids. The record is from RefSeq and is a predicted model, not a curated record. The transcript is spliced from 3 exons.